AUGGCCGACACCGAGGAACUAGCGAAGGGUUACACUUCCGUCAACAACACCCAAUUUGACGCUGGGCUAUUCCUCCUCAGGAGACUCGGAGUCACUCCCGGCCUGCGAGUACUCGACGUCGGCUGCGGUCCUGGCAAUCUCACAGCUCACAUCGCGGACGUCGUUGGCGAGAAAGGAAGUGUGAUUGGCAUCGACCCGAGCAAAGAGCGUAUCACCCUGGCACAAGAGAUCAAGACGCCCAAUCUCUCAUUUUACGUGGGCAGAGCCGAGGACCUGUCCCAGUUCGAUUCCGGCAGCUUUGAUAUUGUAUACGUCAACUCCACCUUCCAUUGGGUUGAGGAUCAGCCAGCUGCGGUCAAAGAGUUCGGACGCGUUCUGAAGCCAGGAGGCCGCCUCGGAAUCUCAGGGGGGUCUGGGGAUUUUGAAGCCGCACAUGAGAAGAUUAAGGCCGACGUAUUGUCAAGAGAGCCCUACCGAAAUUAUCCAGAACAAAGCGGUCCGAAGUUCAUAAAGCGUCGGGAUCUUGAGAGUCUCCUCGAUGUUUCUGGGUUUUCCAAGAGAGACUUUGUCAUCAAUACAAUCAUCAAAUCGGCGAAAAACGGGGAGGAAAUGAUUGAGUGGUUGGACACAAGUUCGUCUGGCAAGACGUAUGGUGGCAUCCCGCUUGACAUGAGACCAAAAGCACGGGAGGAGAUGAAGCUAGAAUGGGACAAGAUCACCACGGAAGAUGGCAUUCACAUGGACAUGGAGUUGUUGGUGACUGUGGCUACCAAGGAGUGA
Messenger RNA from Diaporthe amygdali, 780 nucleotides. Its product is annotated as trans-aconitate 2-methyltransferase. Lineage: Eukaryota; Fungi; Ascomycota; Sordariomycetes; Diaporthales; Diaporthaceae. Bases 1 to 780 code for a protein of 259 amino acids. The record is from RefSeq and is a predicted model, not a curated record. Gene Ontology annotation, molecular function: S-adenosylmethionine-dependent methyltransferase activity. The transcript has a single exon.